This is a messenger RNA of Pogoniulus pusillus (Red-fronted tinkerbird), 1906 nucleotides long. RefSeq names its product GRAM domain-containing protein 2A-like. Bases 514 to 1515 code for a protein of 333 amino acids. The transcript has 13 exons. Lineage: Eukaryota; Metazoa; Chordata; Aves; Piciformes; Lybiidae. The record is from RefSeq and is a predicted model, not a curated record.
CUGCUGCCAGGGCACACGUGAGCUGGUGCCCACGUCACCCCGCUGGCCACAGGCACACCUGCGCCCAGGUUGGCAGGCCUGGGCCGGGGGCGGUGUUCUGCAUCGCACCGGGGCCGGGCAGUGAGGCCUCCUCGAGGCCGUGUCCGCCCAGCCCUUUGCAGCACCCCCGGGUGCCAUGGGGCUCGGAACCCACCCAGCCGGAGCCGGGCUGGCGUUUGCCCCGACGCCUCCCUGCCAACCUGCUGCGAGCGGUGCGGGCCGGCCCCGCCUGCCCUGCCUCGCCAGCGGGAGGAGGAGGAGGCAGCUGCGGGUCAGAGGCGGCUCUGGAAGGAGCGUGAGGGUAAGCGAAACGCGAGUGGGACCGCGGACGGGACGGGACCAGCGGGCUCGGCUGCGCCCACCACCAGGCUGCACGGCUCUCUCCGCGCUGGGCAAGCCGAGGCGAGCUGCUUCCAGCCCGCUGCCCCUCCCCGCGGAGAUGCUGUCGCAAGCUGCGUUUCAGACUCAUCCUUCAUGCCAGGGAAGCUGAGGAGGAGCAGAAAGAGGGUGCUGGAGAAGCAGUGGCAGAGCCUAGAAGAGAAGGGCACUGUGGGUGCCCAGCUAGGGCACUCUCUGCUUACCAGAUCCAAAACCUGUGAUCCCUCCUUUGGCAAGGAGACGGAGCAGGCUGUGGCGACCACAGGUGCACAGGGAUACGCAUCCCCAUGCCCAUCACCUUCGCUGACCAAGCACACUGCCAGCUACCACAAAGCCUUCGGGGAGCUUGCCAAGCAGGAAGCACUGUUGGCCUGCUUCUCUUGUGCCUGGCAGAGAGAGAUGCCCUACCGUGGCCGCCUCUACAUCUCCUCCCACCACAUCUGCUUCCACUCCAGCCUCCUGCUCAAGGACAUCAAGGUGGUGGUCCCAGUUGCCUCCAUCUCAGCCCUUAAGAAGACCAACAUGGCACUGCUGGUGCCCAACGCGCUCAGCAUCCGCACAGCUGAGGGGGAGAAGCAGUUCCUCUUUGUGUCGCUGCGCCAGCGAGAGGCCACAUACCAGCUCCUGAAGUCAGUCUGCAGGCAGCUGCAGGACAACAGCCGCAGCCCUUUGACCUCUCUGAACAACGAGGAAGUCCUUAGGAAACCUCUGACCUCAAGCCACUCAGACCUGGAGCAGAGCGUCCCUGAGCCAGACAGCCUGCAGGAGCUGCCAGAUGGAAUGACCCUGGUGCCAGGGCAAGCGGAGCAGAAGGAUGGUGGAGAGGCCGAAGCACUGUCUGGAAGCAGCGCUGCGCCGGUGCCCUUUGCAAGGCCAUGCAGCCUCCAGGCAGGUGGACCCCACACCACACUAUGGGCCUGGACUGCCAUGCAGCUGAGCCCCCUCAAUGUCAUCAUCCUCAUCUACCUGCUGCUGAUGGUGGCCCUGCUGCUGUCCUCAGGGUACAUCGGUCUGCGCAUCUCAGAGCUGGAGCAGCAGCUGGCAUCCAUGGGGGCUUGGCCAGACCUUAACCUGCCACACCAGGACAAGAGGACAUGAGACCAGCGAGGGCCCAGAUGUCACUGAGGCAUCAGCCUCAGCUCCAGCCCACAGGGAGAGACUGCGGAGCUGAUCCAAACCCUUCCUCCAUCUGUCAGGGAGCAGCUGGGGACUCUCUCACCAAGUUUCUUCCAGCCCCGCCAGGACGCCUGGGAGCCCACCCAAGCUGGGGGCUACAUCUUGUUCUUCCCAUGGUUGCCCACCCCGAGCAGCAGCAGGUGGAGCCUGGCAGCUCCCAGGAGCAAAGAAUCACACAGGGGCUGGCUGAGGUCACUCACCUGUCCCCAGCUCUGCCCACCGAGGUACGUGGCAGGCAGAGGCACGGACAAUACUAUUAAAGAUGUGCCCCCCCCGCUGUGCGGUGCUCUGUGCUGGAGGAGGUCCCUCAGGA